AUGGCGGGCAUAUUCCUCAGCGUCUUCAAAGUGUUCAGGGGGAAAAGAAAGACAGACCCUGGACCUGCCCUAGCACAACAGCCGGAAGAGCCAAAGAAGUUCCAGCCACUGCAGGAUGAUGCAGCCAUGGAAAAGACACAAGAGCAGGAGCCUGCCCGUGGCCGCUUCCGAAGAGCAGCGCAGAGGUUCCGCAAAUUCCUGCGCAUUCGGCGUAGAAGGAACACCACAGCAGCAACUGAGGGCGCAGCUGAGCCUGACUGCAGGCUGACCGAGCUCCAGGCAGAGCCUGAUGUCAGCCCGGAUUCAGCUGAGCACUCACAAGAGUCUGACGCUGCAGUGGAGUUUGACAGGAGGACAUGGACACCCACUCCCACUAUAAGCCAAGAGCUCAUAUGGGAUUAUUUCAAGGACCCUCGUGUUUCUUCUGACGUUGUUGAGAAGAGAGCUGCUUCUUCUGAGCAGCAGGUACCCAGUCAGGUGCCAGCUACUGUGAGGAACAUUCACCAGAGUCUGGUGUCCCAUGUCACUGUGGAUGUCAGGCAGCAAAUUGACAUUAUAAGGCUGGCUGAAGAACACCCUGCUGAUGUGGUGCUGGCCCUCCUGCACUGUGCCCCAUCGUGUGACAGAGCUGCUGCCAUGAUGUGGCAAACCAUAGGCUCGUCGGGACCAACAGUAGAGAAAGUGCUGCCAACACUGCUCUGUGUGAUGGAGAACUGGCCCCUUUGCAGCACCUGCACCUCUGAUGGAGACAACAAGGACGUUUUUCCCUUGAGUGCAACUCUGGUGCUCUGGGUGAUUGUCCAGAUGCCACAGUGCUGCGAGGCGAUGAUGCUUUAUUCCGCCCGUCUGUUUGUGGCUCUGCUGUUCCAUGUUGUCAUCACCACCCAGCAGAUGCCACCAGUGGAAGUUGACAGCUUCUGGAAAGCAUGCCGGGAGCAACACCGCCUUCCCAGCAACCCCAACAGGUUUGCAGUGCAGGCCAUGAAAUCUCUGCUCUGCCGACUGCGGUGUGAGAGUGUGGUCAUGGAAAUGGGACGCAAGCGUGGCUGGGACACGCUGCUCUGUGCUGACACCCAGCACUAUGCCGUGGGUCUGCUGGCCAGGGAGAUGCUCCGUGGCUUGAUCCCCUUCUGUUCCCAUAUUGCACUCGACCUGCUCAAGUCACUCAGAAGGGAGGAGCCAUGCUGUGAUCUGUCCUUCCUGGCAUUCCUUGUGGAGGUCCUCGAGUGCUUGGACUUGACUAAACACGGUGACAGUGUCCUUGAGAUCACAUCAAGGCACCUGCAGAGUGAGUGCAGACAGAGGCGUCGCCUGGCGCUCAGAGGCCUCGUGGUGCUCAGCAGGGAACCCUCGAUGGCCAUAAGAAUGUGCAGCCUGUCUCGAAGCCUUCAGGAGCUGCUGGGUGAUGCAGAUGGAGAUGUAGUUGGCAUGGCCCUCCGUGUGUUCAUCAGUAUUCUCAAGAAUAAAGACAUCAUGAUAUGCAGCACCACUGCCCCAAAGCUGGCUCAGGCACUCCUGCUGCUCUUUGACCAUGACCACAGCCAUGUACAGUUGCUCUCCCUUGAUCUCUUCUUCAAGGCGAUGGACUUGGUAGUGGAUGAGGGAAAGAAGCCCCUGGAGAAGAUUUUGAACCAGAGCCUGCUUCCACUCUUCAUCCACUGCCAUGAUGAGAACCAGCAUGUGGCGAAGGCCUCUCGGGAAACGCUGCUUCGUGUGGCCGAGUUCCUCAAGAGGAGGAAUCUGAAGCAGCUGAUUAGGAAGGAGCAGCUAUCAAAGUUUGCUGAGUGUCUGGUAAGGGCAGCCUGGAUUAGCUCAACUUUGAGAAGCCCCCUGGUCCCGGUGCUCAGUGUGUGGGGCUGGCAGCUGUGGCCCCUGCCCGGUGCUGCACCCAGGGGCACCAGCCUGC
Cyanistes caeruleus (blue tit) is the source of this 1906-nucleotide messenger RNA. The record is from RefSeq and is a predicted model, not a curated record. NCBI's taxonomy places the organism in Eukaryota, Metazoa, Chordata, Aves, Passeriformes, Paridae.